This is a messenger RNA of Asparagus officinalis (garden asparagus), 1263 nucleotides long. RefSeq lists its product as uncharacterized. The transcript has 6 exons. Bases 1 to 1263 code for a protein of 420 amino acids. Lineage: Eukaryota; Viridiplantae; Streptophyta; Magnoliopsida; Asparagales; Asparagaceae. The record is from RefSeq and is a predicted model, not a curated record.
AUGAAACAAGCACCGAAUGCAGUGCCACAAGAGAGCCUUAACAAUCCAUCAUAUUACCCAUUUUUCAAGGAUUGUAUAUGUAUGAUAAAUGGGACACAUGUGGAUGCUAUGCUACCUGCUAGUCUUGUUGCAUGGUUCAGAGGGCGUAAAGGUGUCACACAAAAUAUUCUUUUAGCUUGUACCCCAAACAAAUUGUUCACCUACGUAUUAGCUGGGUGGGAAGGGUCUGUAAAUAACUAUAGAAUCCUUCAAGAUGCUCUAUCUAGACCACAACCAUAUAGCUUAAGAGUCUACACUGGCAAAUAUUACUUGUGUGAUGCGGGGUACACAACUAUGCUAGGUUUUAUAUCCCCUUAUCGUGGUGUUCGUUAUCAUUUAAAGGAAUUUACGGGGAGAACACCUCAAAAUAGGAGGGAGUUAUUCAAUCUUAGACAUUCAUCUUUGAGGUCAAAGAUUGAAGCUACCUUUGAUAUUUUGAAGAAUCACUUCAAGAUUCUCACAGCAAAACCCCACUACCCCUUUCCUGCACAAGUUAAAAUUAUUUUGGCAUGCACGGUUCUCCAUAACUACAUUGUAACAGUUGAUCCAAACGAUGAUUUACUCAAUAAGGACAUCAACAUUGAAGAUGAUGAUCGUGAAGAGAGAAUUGAAGAAGACAAUGAUAUUGGUUGCAAUAAGAGAGCAGCCACUGAUGAAGUAGUAGCAACUUCAGCAACCCCUAAAAGAAAAAUGAAAGCUCUUGCUCAUAAGAAAAGAAAAAUUAUCAAAGAAAACGACAAUGCAAAUUUGGCCCCAACCAGAUGGUGGACUUCUACUCAUGAUGACGUGCUCAUACCCUUUCUUGUAAAUAUGGCUGCUCGUAAUAUUAGUGGUGCAGGUUGGGAUGAGAAAACAAAAACUAUUGUCAUAGAUCCUGAUAGUUUUGAUACAUGGAAUGAGGAUAAAAAUAAAAGCAGGCUUAAAGAUUACAUCAAUAAGCCUUUGAAUCAUUAUGAGAAUCUAGCUGUCAUUUGUGGGGAUGAUCAGGCUAGAGGGAACUUUUCAAAAGCUUCAAUGGAGAAAUUUGGUGGUCGUGAGCCAAUUAACCUUGCGGAUGACGACGAUAAUAAUGACGGUGACUGCAUUCCUAUGACUCAAAAAUCUCCUCAAGUGGCAAACUUAGAUGAUGAAGACACUCAUUCCCAAAACAACAACGUCAGGGCACCAAUCCAUGACAAUGCAAAAAAGAUAGCUUCUCAUAAAGGAAAGCUGAAGAGGUCAUAG